UCCUAAUUCGACAUUGCGGAUCAAAGUUUAUCUCCAAUAAAGUGAAUAAAUAAAGUCUCACAUCACCGACUAAAUUCGUCUAGACACACCAUGCUGAAGCUAGUAGUGUUGGUUUCACUGUUCGCCGCAAGUUUGGCGUCCUUUAAAUUCAAUGUUAAACCAGAGCUCGUUCAGUCCUGGCACAAAUUCACUCUUCCGCCACAUGAUGUGUGUGUAGACAAAGAAUAUAUCUCCAAGGAGAGACUCGACAGCGCUUUCGAAAACAUGGAGUUUCCAGAUGAUACGCAGUUUAAAUGCAUGGUGGUGUGCAUCUUUGAAAGGCUGAAGUUCUACAAUAAAGGGAAAGGAACGUAUAAUCAUGAGGUGAUGAUCGAAGAAAUAAAUGGACUAACACAGGAGAUUGCCGAUAAAUGUUACAAAACGCGCGGAUCCGCAGAUGACGACGAUUGUGAACAUAUUUUCCAUGGAGCGACUUGCGCUAUAAGAGCACUGGAGGAAUAAAACUGGUUGUAAUUAUAUACGUCUGGCACUGUAUCAUUGAAUAACAAUGUGGAGUUUUUAUAGCUAAUCAAGCUAUUCGUUAAAAGUUAUAUCAUAUCUCAAACUGUUAGUAAAUAACCUUAUCAUUUUGCAACAAUAAUUAAAAACACUUGACUUUUGU
Molecule: messenger RNA, 661 nt
Organism: Photinus pyralis (common eastern firefly)
Lineage: Eukaryota; Metazoa; Arthropoda; Insecta; Coleoptera; Lampyridae
Product: general odorant-binding protein 99b-like
Exons: 2
Coding region: 91-501 (136 amino acids)
Biological process (GO): sensory perception of smell
Molecular function (GO): odorant binding
Source: RefSeq, a predicted model, not a curated record